Messenger RNA from Salmo salar (Atlantic salmon), 7452 nucleotides. Its product is annotated as ataxin-1-like. Gene Ontology annotation, molecular function: RNA binding; protein binding. The record is from RefSeq and is a predicted model, not a curated record. Gene Ontology annotation, biological process: regulation of DNA-templated transcription; anatomical structure development. Gene Ontology annotation, cellular component: nucleus. Lineage: Eukaryota; Metazoa; Chordata; Actinopteri; Salmoniformes; Salmonidae.
AGGCGGUGGACGAGGUCAGCUUCAGGUUCUCAGAGCUGGUUCCUGUGGUGCUGAUUGCCUGGCUGACAGGCUCCACUCCCCGUGCUGCACAAUAAAGAGUCUUUCACGCCCAGACAAGACUACACGGCACCGCUAUGAAGCCAGGUCACGAGCGCAAUCAGGAGUGCCUGCCUCCCAAGAAGAGGGAUCUCAACAACAGCACCAGUAGUAUGGCCUCCACUCAGAGCUCAGGGGUCAGUAGUGACACUCAGGGAGGAGGCACAGCAGAGGAGUGGCUGCGUGCUCAGCCUGGUCUACGCUAUGGCGUAGAGAGUGCUGAGGGCCUCCAAGGGCUGCCCGUUGACCAGUACAGCAUGCUCUAUAGGGUGGCUCUCCCCUCUGUCUCCUACUCCCAGACCAGUCUACACCCAGUGUUAAGCCAUAUCUCUCCAGCUUACACUGUCCCCUCAUCUCUCCUACAGCAUCAUCCAGGGAUCUCCUAUCCCCCUCUAGGCUAUGCCCAGAUCCCCCACUCCUCUUUCCAGUUUGUCUCCCCAUACGGUGCAGUCCCUUAUGCAGUCCCCCCUGGCUUUGUCCCCAGCUCCCUGAUCUCUCCCUCGGGCACCCUCUCCCAGCCCCACCUGGUCCCCUACCAGUCAGUCAUCCAGGAGGGUGUGGUCUCCCCUUCUACCCAGACCCAUGUAUCUGCCCAUGCCUUUGCCAAAGUGGGGUCGUCCGGAGGGGUCCCGCUGAUGCUGACCUCGGAGCAGACUGUCCAGCACCUGGGCUCGCUGCCCGCCGCAGAGCUCAGUCCUCGGGGAGUGCCAGUCUUUUACCACUCUCAGGGCACCAGGGCUGCGCCUGCCCCCUGGGACCCCUACAGCGGGGAGCAGGAGACAGACAGGGAUAGAGAGGUGAAUGGAGGGGAGAGGGAGCAGGCAGCCAGGGAGAUGCUCCAGGACUCAGUCUACAUUGCCAGGAAUGCACGGCUGCUGCAGGUAGCAUCCGCCUCUGUUGCACUGGAGCAAGCACAGGACAGAAGCCUGAAGAGCCGCAGGCUGGACGAGAGGGCUUCGCCUGGGCAGCGCAGCACCCCAGACACUGACCUGGAGGUUCAGCAGGUCGUUGGUCGCCUAGCCUCUCCUGUCCAAGGUGUGAGUGGAGGCCGCAAAGAGGUGUCCUUUGGUCCCCUGAACCUAUCCCAGGGCUCUCAGAGAGGCAGAGAGGCUCAUGGGGAGGCAGGGGAGAGUGCUGGCCGGACAGCAUACGCGAUCCACCCUGCGGUGUAUGGAGACCCCCGAGUGACGGCCCAUCAACAGCAGGCAGGGCAGCCAGGCCACGCGGUCAUCUUGGCCAAUGGACAGACAGUCCUGGUCCCUUUAGACUAUCACCACCUCCCCCACCAACAUCAACAGCCACCCCAGCACUACCCCAGCCAGACCAAUGAUGACACCUCUGCUGUCACCAUGGCCUCCCCCACCCCUUACUCUAAAGCCUCUGAGUCUCCAGCCAGAGUGUGCCUCCCAGACAGGGCUGUGGUGGAGCUGGCCACCGUGGAGCAGCACCCCCAGCAGCCUUUUUCUGUCCCAGUCACGGCAGCCCUCACGCAGGCCCCGGUGCCCACCCCUGCCCCCUCCAAUCCCUCCCAUUUCAUGAAGGGGGCCAUCAUCCAGCUGGCCACGGGGGAGCUGAAGCGUGUGGAGGACCUGCAGACUCAGGACUUUGUGCGGAGUGCUGAGGUGAGCGGGGGGCUGAAGAUCGACUCCAGCAUGGUGGUGGACAUCAGGACCAGCCAGCAGAGACCCGGCCUGGUGGCGCUGCACUUCACAGUGGGCGAGCAGCAGAGCAAGGUGACCAUCGACGUGCCCCCGGAGCACCCCUUCUUUGUGUUUGGCCAGGGCUGGUCCUCCUGCAGCCCAGAGCGCACGGCCCAGCUCUAUGGCCUGGCCUGCCACCACCUGCAGGUAGGAGACGUGUGUGUGUCCAUCACUCUGCAGCAGCCGCCCCAGCAACAGAAACAGCCCCUGCAGCAACAACAACAACAACAACAACAACAGCAGCAGACCCAAGCCAGGACUUCCACCAAAGCCAACUCCACAUCAGGGGCCAUCGGCCAGCCCAUGGGGCCCCCUGCCCCCCAGCAGCCCAGGCCACAGCCUCACUUCAGGAUGGAACGCGUCCACAGAGAGAGGGAGAGGGGGGAUAAAGAGGAGCCCAUGCAACUAGGGGGUGUUGGGCAGAGUGAGAUGCCUACCAGACCAAAUAGGACUUCAGCAGAGCACACUAGGAGCCAGAGCAGUUACUAUUUGCACACGGGGGGUUCUGCUCAUCCAGGGGCGGGGGUGGGAGUAGUGUCGACAGUGUCGAGCGCGUCUCAGAGGCGCUGGUCCGCCCCCGGCCUUCAGAGAUGCAUGAAGGUGGAGGAAGGGGCGCACCCUCAGCUGGGCUCCUCUCGACCCUCCUUCAUCCCACAGGAGGUCAAACUGUCCAUUGAGGGGCGCUCUAACGCUGGGAAGUAGCACCAACCACAGCAGUCCACACCACAGAAGAGACUGUCAGAGGAGCGAUAGCAUCAGAGAGGGGGAAAGGGGAAAAAGAGUGGGAAUGUAGCCUCAGAAUGUUUGAUAUUUUGCACACCUAAUAAGAUUACAAGCUCUUUGUUUUCAGAGGAACUACCUGGUCUCGUGGCUGGUCAGGUCUGCUCUAUUUGACAGUCAGUCUGUCAGUCAGUCAGGACAGCUCCUGGUCCAGUGAUCAGGAGAUUGGGUCUCUGCUCUCCCAGGCUGACAGGGAGCGGAUCCAGAAGCAGGGAGUGUAUGUAGCUGGUGAAUCACCUACCAAAGGCCUCAGACCACAUCUUCCUUCCUCCCUACCAACCCCUCAGAACCAUCCUUAUCACAGGUGAACCAACCCCUCAGAACCAUCCUUAUCACAGGUGAACCAACCCCUCAGAACCAUCCUUAUCACAGGUGAACCAACCCUCAGAACCAUCCUUAUCACAGGUGAACCAACCCUCAGAACCAUCCUUAUCACAGGUGAACCAACCCCUCAGAACCAUCCUUAUCACAGGUGAACCAACCCCUCAGAACCAUCCUUAUCACAGGUGAACCAACCCCUCAGAACCAUCCUUAUCACAGGUGAACCAACCCUCAGAACCAUCCUUAUCACAGGUGAACCAACCCCCAGAACCAUCCUUAUCACAGGUGAACCAACCCCCAGAACCAUCCUUAUCACAGGUGAACCAACCCCCAGAACCAUCCUUAUCACAGGUGAACCAACCCCCAGAACCAUCCUUAUCACAGGUGAACCAACCCCUCAGAACCAUCCUUAUCACAGGUGAACCAACCCCCAGAACCAUCCUUAUCACAGGUGAACCAACCCCCAGAACCAUCCUUAUCACAGGUGAACCAACCCCCAGAACCAUCCUUAUCACAGGUGAUCGCAUUCACUGGACUUUCUCUCUUCUUUGACCAAACCAUCUCCUCUGGAAACCCAAGACUGGGGAGAAUAUAUAGCCCAUGUCUGGUAGACAGACAGGGUCUGACCGUGACAAGAACAUAGCCAUCCUAUUAUGCUCUGUCUCCCCCCACAUUUCUAUUUUGGUCUGUUACCUUCAAAAGCGUUCUCCCAAAAAGAAACAAAGACUAAAGGCGUACUUGCGGUGCUGAAUUGCUGCUUUUCCCUCUGAUGAUGUUGGUUCUCUUGAUGCAGACUUGAUGCAGACUCUUGACGUGCUUCUCUAGUAGGAGCAGAGGACUUCUACCAAGGCGCAGACACUCCCUCGCCUCCCUGCCUCUCCUCGUUGGGCCCAGUCUGCUGAGAGAGGGUCUGAGAGGAGGGCAGGCAGCCUUAGAGGUCUUUCAAUCAGCUCCUUCAAUCAACCAAUCAGAACCUAGGAAACCGCUCACUCCUUUCGUAAUGCACAAACCACACUUCCCCGUUUUUCAUUUUACACCCCAACCCCACUUUGUGCCACGGUUACAUGUUAGUUUUCCUUUUGAAAGAAACCAAAAGAGAUCAUGCAUUCCAGUAUCAUAGUGAUUAUCAGAGUGACCACAAGACAACACUCAUCUUCCCGAAUGCAGCCCUCCCUGCCUGCUAUACCUCUCAGCAUUCCUCUGCCUGGCUGGUGACUGUUCACUGUCAUUGUAUUAGUAGGCACCACUACUGGAGGCAUGGGCUGGUCUCCACCAAAGUCACCUGUGAGAAUGAAGCCUGUAUGGAGCAGUACUGGCUGCAGCCCCUGGGCCUAUGAGGGGGAACCCUGUGUGUGUUGGAGGGGAUGGAGUUGGCCCUGCUUCAUACCUUUUUCACACUAUUGUCCCAACACAAACUGGGGGGAUCUUUUGGCCUGCUUUCCAGUGAAUAUAUUUAGUUUAAGGUUAGCCUGCCAUUUUCCAGCCUGGUUUAGGUUGUUCAUGGCUAGCUAACUAUGUGCCUCUGCUCAUUUAAAAGCAGGAUGGCACUAGAUAUGUUAUCUGGCCAGCUCAGCUUACACGAUUGUGUGAAAUGGGUAUAUGAGUCCAGCCAAUCCUUGCUCAGUUACCAAAAUCAAAGCAAUAGUGGGUUUUCUGUGUAUUUUAUUGUUUUUAUAUAAAUAUACAGCUUCCGUAUCAGACCUAAUACUAUCUUUAACCCUGACCUGAAACGUUCCUGCUUUUCAAAGGUGAUGCACAAUUUGGCUCUGAAAUGUUUUGUUCUUUGUAUGGUUAUUACAGAUUCACAAUCAAAGCAUGCCUUUUGAAAACCAGGCAUUUCUUCUGGAGAGAAUAGUCUCAUUUUUGAUGGACUGGCGGUUCGGGCUCUGAUCCUCACUGAUAGUAUUCGUUAUGGUUUUAUAUGGCUACCCUAUAUGGUUUUAUAUGGUUACCCUAUAUAGUUUAAAUAGUUACUCUAUAUGGUUACUCUAUAUAGUUUAAAUAGUUACUCUAUAUGGUUACCCUAUAUAGUUUAAAUAGUUACUCUAUAUGGUUACCCUAUAUAGUUUAAAUAGUUACUCUAUAUGGUUACCCUAUAUAGUUUAAAUAGUUACUCUAUAUGGUUACUCUAUAUAGUUUAAAUAGUUACUCUAUAUGCUUACCCUAUAUAGUUUAAAUAGUUACUCUAUAUGGUUACCCUAUAUAGUUUAAAUAGUUACUCUAUAUGGUUACUCUAUAUAGUUUAAAUAGUUACUCUAUAUGGUUACUCUAUAUAGUUUAAAUAGUUACUCUAUAUGGUUACCCUAUAUAGUUUAAAUAGUUACUCUAUAUGGUUACCCUAUAUAGUUUAAAUAGUUACUCUAUAUGGUUACUCUAUAUAGUUUAAAUAGUUACUCUAUAUGGUUACCCUAUAUAGUUUAAAUAGUUACUCUAUAUGGUUUUAUUCAAGUGCAUCUCCCAGAGAUGCUUGACUCCAAAUCAGUGGUGAGCAUCUUAACUGUCCUCUGUUUUGUCCUCUCCUUUGUCUUUUAAUCUACUUGUGUACAUAGAGAAAUGUUUUAUUUUGUCCAUGGCAAUAUUAUUUCCAGUGGACCUUAAGAUUGUCUUGUAUUGCACAUAGAAAACUUCACCUGUUGAUUCACACUGACCUUGUAAUGGGAAUCACAAAUAGUUUCUUUUUUUAUGAAGGGAAAAUGUUUUUGUAGCUAUUACAUUUUUUGAAGUGUUCUUAAGGUAGUUUUGGCAAUAGAGAAACUGACUUGCAUGGUUGACACUGUUUACAAAUUAGCCAAGACAAAAUGCUGCAGUUUCCUUUUUUGGACACAGAUUUUAGUCACAGAAACUUCAAGUGGAUGAAAUCAAGAUGAAGUGCAAUUAGAGCAGAUGUAAAAAUCCUCAGACAUUUAGUUUGACAUGUCAUUCCAUAAAGCAGCCAGACAUUUAGUUUGACAUGUCAUUCCAUAAAGCAGCCAGACAUUUAGUUUGACAUGUCAUUCCACAAAGCAGCCAGACAUUUAGUUUGACAUGUCAUUCCACAAAGCAGCCAGACAUUUAGUUUGACCUGUCAUUCCACAAAGCAGCCAGACAUUUAGUUUGACAUGUCAUUCCACAAAGCAGCCAGACAUUCCCAUUAGCUUAUGGUAAUUCCAGUUUUCUUUUUUCUUCUAAAAUGUCUUGACUGUUAAUCCUCUUGUCAGAAAGACAUUUCACCUCAGUUUUGUCUAGUUUUAAUGUCUCUGGUCACUUCUGAACCGGUAGUCCUUGUCUGUAAAUGAUGUGUAUUUGUUUUGAUAUCACCUGUGUCAUAAGAUGUGCUCCAACACAGAUCCAAGCAUUAAUAUCCCAGGCUCACCGAUACUGUGUGAGAUGGUAACUGUGUGUUAGAGCAUCUAUCUGCUGGCCUGUUUGUACCUGUAUCCUGGGCUUUGAGCUCUGAGGUGAAGACUGGCGAUUGUGUGUGGUGACAUCCAUCCAAUGCCUUCUAACGGACUUGAGUCCCUCAUCCACGCUAUUUAUAGACAAAUCUAGUUCAUACACCCCUUCCAACCCCACCACCCUACUGCCUCCAGAACAUUUCUGUUGAGUGGAGCCUCCAAGGACUCACGGUUCACUGAGGAUAAAACCUCAGACAGUCUUUGACAACAAGCCAUGAGAGAAUGUUCCUGAAGGAGAGGGGUGGUCCGUUAGGCCUGAUCAGGGCAGAGUCACAUGCCAUUUGACACCGUCAUAACAACCAAUCUGUAAUUCUGUUGAAAUAUAAAUGUUUUUAAAUACGGUAGUGGUGAAAUGCCAUACAGAGAUGAGCUGGAUGAUUUUCCACAGUGGAGCAGUAGACAUUUAGCCAUAAACCGCUCAAUACUUAUUAAUUUAUUUUUUACAGUGAUUACAUUUGUUACAUUUUUUUUAUGCUAUAAGCAAUAGUUACACAGAAUACCUGAAAAAAUGUCAUGCAGUAUAAGCAUGUGCUAUGCAGUAAACUCUGAAGUAUUCUGCUCUCCAGUGUCCAAGUGUACCUAGUACGGGGUAGGACAGGUUUGUAAUGUAUAUAAGAAGGUGGCUGAUGCAGUCAUUGUACACUGAUCUCUGAGUACUAUUGCUUAUCAGUGCCCAACCAUGGGUGUCUGAAUAUAGUGGAUUUAUUUAGUUUUUGUUCAGACCUUUAGUUGUCACUAACCUAAGUUCAGCACAGUGUUUUGUUCCAGUCAACUCAGCCUAUUACCUCCACCGUAUGCUGCCAGGCAGUACAGGCCAAAUCAUGACCAGAGAUGGGUAUGCAUGUGUAACUCCAAAUUUUUAUGUAAAUCUGUUAUUGACGUCUAUGGAUUUGUGCUGAAAUUCAAAUUAUGUGCAUGGAUAUCCAGUUAGAUUUUGGCCUUACGAUCUCUCUUGGUCACGUGUAGCAAUACCUUGUUUAGAUAUGGUAUGAAUGUUAAGGUGUGUAUUCAGCCCUGUAGGGUCAGAGUCUUCUCUUUGGUGAACUUUUACUCUCCAAAAUGUACUGCCUUACCAAGGCCUCUCAGCUGGGCCUGUCUCACAUUUUAUAGGAGAUGGUGUG